GUUGGCCCCAACUUUCUUCGUAGCCUAAAUAUGUGUUGACGUAGUCAAAUGUCAAAAAUCACUCGACAAGUGGUUGAAGCAACAGUUUCCCAGCAAGUGGUUUUACUUUUUGUUUUUUUCCGCCCAUAAUAACCCAGCAACUUUAAAAAAUUUUUCAUACAGUUUAUCUUGUAAGCGAAGUGGAAACAGAAAAACUAAAGCACAAUGCGCCAACUCCGUGGUAAAGUGAAAGAGACACGCAAGCAAAAGAAGGAGCGCAAACUUGAGAAUUUGGAGAUACAAAAUCAGUUGAAAACCGUUGUAAUACCAGCAGUUUGCGUCUUUGCGCUAAUCAUUGUUGUCUUCGUUUAUUUCAAAACACGCCCAGCUGUCGAAGUGUAAAUUUAGUGCAUAUACGGGAAAUUGUGCAUGUUCAGAAAUGUGUGCCUUCAGUGGCGAAAACGAAAACUAGCCCAACCGUCCUGGCCAGCAUCAGACAGUGAGAAUUUUAAAAGUUACUUUAAGCUGACACACAGUGCUGUGCGCUUACAGAUACUUUGCCAAUUGUUGGAAUUUGAAUAACGCAUAUAUUUUAGGUCUAAAGCGCAAUUUUGGCUAAUAAUUCUAUAUUUCGGCGAAAAAUUUUAAUUUAUUUUUGAGACUAUACAAAAUAUAGCACAUAGUUAUAACCACCAUUUUUA
This is a messenger RNA of Bactrocera oleae (olive fruit fly), 680 nucleotides long. Its product is annotated as single-pass membrane and coiled-coil domain-containing protein 4 homolog. The record is from RefSeq and is a predicted model, not a curated record. Lineage: Eukaryota; Metazoa; Arthropoda; Insecta; Diptera; Tephritidae.